AUGAGAAAGCUUUCUAUUUCAUUUUCCAAGGUGCCCACCAUCAGGCAAUGGGCCAAGGUUUGUGUUUCUGUAUUUGGAUAUCUCAUGAGUGACAGAAGUAAUGAAAACAAUCAUAUGGUCUCACUGGCUGCAAACCUGGACCUCGACAUGAAGUUUUCUGAUGCGUGAGUUUUUUACUCCUUUUUAUUUUGCAGAGAAUAAUAACCCAGGAAUGUUCCCGUUUACAUUUAGGUUCAAUUCCUGCAAUACAACUGUUGGCUGAUUAUAGACCACUUUCAUAAUACAGAUGGGUUUAAAUAUUCUUUUAUGUAUGUAUUAAUAAACCUUCUUGUCCUUGUUUCAGGUUCAAAAAUUCUAUUUACUUUCAGUCACAAAAACGAAGAAUAAUAUUUAAACCCAUCUGUAUUAAAUGGUCUACAUUUCAUCUCGGUUACAUGUGAGAGGAGUUCUUGCGGAUUGAUUCUCUUGAACACCGCAAUUAUUUUUUCCCUGUAACUUUCCCUUUAGGCGUUGCCGUAAAGUUCUUCCAGUUGCCAGCAGUGCAUAUCUCGAUAAUCUGCCGUCUCAUUAUCCGGAAAGCGUGCAUAUUAAUCAGGUAUAGUCAAACCUCAGCUGACCAUGUUGCAGACACAAACCGACACUUGUUGCAAUAGCUUAUCUAUUAAACUUCUUUCAAGAUUUGUGAUGUUCACCUAUAGUUGUUUUAUUUUAGUUGAACCAAGCCCUUCGCGUGUUCGCGAUGAAUGCCCGAGGUCCUGCAUAUGAGAAAUACGUCCUGCAGCUGCAAGAUGAUUGUAAUAAGGUCAGCAGCGUUUUGAUUAUAUUUGUCAAGCUUGUUGUAAAUGAGGAUUGGAUAUCUGCAUGACCUUGAAUGUAUAUAUAUAUAGUAUUUCUAAAUGGCUAAAUGAGUUAUGUGCUGGUACAUUAAAACGGACAUUCUUUCCUUCUUUCGUUAUUUCUUGUACCAUCUAUUUUUCUUGUUCCUCAGAUGUGGAUAAAUGGCAGACAGUUAUGUGAAGUGCGCAGCCUUAAAGGGCGACAUUGUAUCUAUCCGGUAAGCGCUUAUAUUUUUCAUUAGAUAAGUAUACAAUUUUAUGACGUUGUUACUUUUAACAAAUUGGUACAAGUAAUGUUCUAGGUUAUUAAUUUCGGGUAACAUCUUCAAUUAUUAUUCACCAUAAAGCCCCGUUUACACUACGCUCGAUUUUUGGUACCGUACCACUUUUUUGGCUCUUGGACUAGCUAUUUAGGUAGUCCAAGAACCAAAAAAGUGGUACGGGUACCAAUUUUAUCCGUGCCGUACCAAAAAUUGGGCGUAGUGUAAACGGGGCUUAAAACAACCUUCUUUUCAUUACUAAAAUAUCUUUACUCUGUUUUUUUAAAUUAUAGUUUCAUACAGUUCCAGGACAGCAGAUUGCGGACAGUCUUCCGAUAGACAAGAGCACUAUAUCAUGUAAACCUCACUCGAGCCGUAUCACCAGCACCUGUGCAUGUAACUGCGGACGAACACAAGCACAACGCGAAGACCCGUUUGAUUUAAAGGUGCUGAUUGUCUAAGUUUUCUUAAUAAUCGACAUUUCUUUCUUGUCUUUGCUCUUUCAACGUACUUAUAUUUAUAACAGACACUCGCGAACGAUAUGUAUUUAUAAAUAUAAGUACGUUGAAAGAGUAAAGACAAAGAAAUGUCGAUUAUUAAGAAAUUUUGUUCGAACUCUUUCCUGGCUUCGAUGAAUGAACUUUCAAGACGAUGAUUGUCUAAGGCGUUGCUGAUUUCCUUUUAUUUUCUGUUUUCUUCUAAAGAAGUGAAAGUGCUGGCGACACAGCGAUUAGUGCAUAUUUCUUUCUUCUGUGUGCCUUUGUGCCUCAAUUUCUUGCAUUAUACAGUUGUCUGAUUAUAAUUUUACCUCAGUUGUAUGUGAGAAGAGUGCUUCCAGUAACUUGAAUCUCCCAGACACUCUUCCAGUAACUUGAAUCACCCAGACACUCUUCCAGUUUGAAUCUCCCAGACACUCUUCCAGUAACUUGAAUCACCCAGACACUCUUCCAGUUUGAAUCUCCCAGACACUCUUUCAGUAACUUGAAUCUCCCAGAAACUCUUCCAGUAACUUGAAUCUCCCAGACACUCUUCCAGUAACUUGAAUCUCCCAGACACUCUUCCAGUUUGAAUCUCCCAGACACUCUUCCAGUAACUUGAAUCUCCCAGACACUCUUCCAGUUUGAAUCUCCCAGACACUCUUCCACAAGAAUCUCCCAGACACUCCUCCAGUAACUUGAAUCUCCCAGACACUCUUCCAGUUUGAAUCUCCCAGACACUCUUCCACAAGAAUCUCCCAGACACUCUUCCAGUAACUUGAUCACCCAGACACUCUUCCAGUAACUUGAAUCUCCCAGACACUCUUCCAGUUUGAAUCUCCCAGACACUCUUCCACAAGAAUCUCCCAGACACUCCUCCAGUAACUUGAAUCUCCCAGACACUCUUCCAGUUUGAAUCUCCCAGACACUCUUCCAGUUUGAAUCUCCCAGACACUCUUCCAGUAACUUGAAUCUCCCAGACACUCUUCCAGUAACUUAAAUCUUCCAGACACUCUUCCAGUUUGAAUCUUCCAGACACUGCCUGCUUAUAUAAACUCCAAUCUCUUUUAAUAAGGAACAGCCUUACUGGACAUGUAGGAACAGUCUAGAACUGAUAGAGCUAUCCGGUAUACAUAAAUUCGGUUUAGUUUAAUUGUGAUCACUUAUUUACUAUAAACUCAAAAUUUUUCUUCCAUAGGCAGCAAAUUAUGAUUUCUAUCAAACUAUGGAAGAAAAAUGCUGCUCAACGUUGGUUCAUCUCUCCUUUCCCUGCUAUCCAUUUACUCUUCACGAGAAAACAGCUUCAACUGAUGCAAAUGAUGUCCUUCCAGUACCCCCCGUACCUGUCCCGGAAACCGAGAUAGAAUCCGUACAGGGGGAAGCAAGUUUUCCCACAGCGCCAGUUCGACUAAACAAGGAUGCGAAAGAGUUUGUAUCGAAUCUCGUUAAAACAACAACUCCCACUAAUGUCACAGACAUCGCUAGUGUUACGAAUCCCGAGAGUUCCACGACCCCUGCGAGUAUCACGACUCCUGCGAGUAUCACAGAUCCCGCGAGUGUCCCAAAUGCCUCCAAUCCCGCGAGUGUCGCAAAUUCCUCCAAUCCCGCGAAUGUCCCAAAUGCCUCCAAUCCCGCGAGUGUCCCGAAUCCCGCUAGUUCACUGCUAAGUGAAGGAUUCCACUCCAUGUCCGAAUUGGAGUCAAACUAUCAGAAAAGUGCCACGUCUUUUGUUUUCCAUGGCAACAGCUCUGCCGGGGAGACUGAACAUUUGAGUGGUGACACGUAUCAGGGGGAAGAGGACGAAAUAAGACAAAGCUCUGCCAAGAAGACCGCUGAUUACUUGGAGUGCAUGCUCAGUAGUGAACCCACUGGUGGUCGACUACCUUUAUUCUGUAGCUGGUCCCUCUGUCGCCUUGGAAACGCGAACACGUAUCAAGUCUCGAAGGGAUUAGAUCAGAAGGGAUUUUUUCCCGGUAGUAACUUUCUCCUGCCGUGGGAUAUACCAUUACUGAACGAAAACCAGGCUGGUUUGAGUAGCUAUAUUGACGGACAUGUCAAACACCCGGGGGUUAAAACUGCCGGUGUUGAAGCGUGGCCUGCACCGAAUGAGCUGCCAAACGCUAACAGUAAUACAGCGCUACCUCUUUACCAGACUCUUGUCUAUGCUUCGCGCCAAUGUACUGAUUAUAAAGUCAAUCCGCUGCCCAUCUGUGCUGCCCCAACUGGGGGCUCAAAAGGAAAUGCUGCUAGAAACCAGCGAAGACAAUAUCCGACCGUGAGAACAUAUAUUGGGAAUGAGUACGAGUGCGCUCGUGGCCAUAGGUAUGUAAAAAAAUCAUUUAACAUAUCCGGCAGCUUCGGCUGUGAAAAACAAGUUGAUAAAGAUGAGGUUUUUUACUCAGUAGAUAAGUUGUAAUUGGUCUUAGAACGACCCAAAUAUUACACAUACCAAAAUACUAUUUAGGGUUGGCUGUGAUUUUUGAGACUUUAAUAUUAAAACUCACCAAAAGUGCUGCCAUUGUCUUCCUUGCCUGAGAUUAAACGUUUAGCGACUUCGCAUAUUGUUAUUGUAUGAAAAGUUUUAAUUUCAUCGCAUGUAAUGUUUUCACAACACCAUAAUUUAAUUUCUACUUGUUUUUCUGCUUUCCAGGUUCAUCUGUUCGGCAGAUGAUAAGAUGGUAAAAGCGAAUAAUUCUGGUGUGGUUAAAGAAACUGCCGUUCGUUUGGUCGACUCCGACAUGCCUUUGUACUUCCCUUGUCCCUGUCGUACGAGUAAACCCUUUCUCGCUCAGCUGACCCGAUUGUUCGUCGUCACUCCCGAGUCACCUAUAUUGAUCACCCUUAACCCGCGUGUCCAACCGGCACCUGUACCUUGUCCCGUCUUUUAUCCGGGCAUCAAAUCAGGCAUUACCCUCCCGCCCGCGAGUCUGUGCGUUUUGCGUUUGCCUUUCGUGUAUGUCGGACUGGAAGGCCCCAUUUCGCAUCCGGCAGAAAAUCAGCCGUUGAUGAAUUCGCGUCUGCUACGGGGGACAUAUGGCGUAAUGGCGACCGAGCGACUGUUUGAGGAUAAAGAAGCCUGGAGUUGAGAAGACACUUCGCGUAGAGACAUGCUUGGACCGCCAUGUUUUUUCACCUUCGCCCUGCACCCUUACCUCAACAUCACUCUCUUCCCAUUAGGUUUUGAACAGGAGGAUGAAAAGACCGACAAACUACCAUAUUUACUCGUUUAGUGUUUCGGCGCUUGUUUGGGGGCGGCGCUAUUUAAAAAUAGUUUUAUUUACAUCUUGCGUUUUUGGAAUGGAACAGUGUUUUUCAAAACUCUGGUGAGAAAAUUAAAUGAGAGAGUAUUGAAUCGUUGCUCGCAUUUCUCUCGUGCCCGCUAAUACUAAAAUAUACUUAAACUUUGAACUUAUAUAAAGACUGUAAUACAAGAGCUAAAAUCUUGGACAUAACCCUUGAGACCAUUCCAGCCAAUAUUGCAAAGUUAAUGCACAUUGACAAAACAAACUUCGUCACGCCCUCUCGCCCGGUUCCAUGUUGUAAAGAACGCCGAAACAAUUUUAGGUGUAAUUUACCAUGACACAAGCUCAACAUUGAGUUGGGGGAACGGGGGCUUAAGGAGCGGACCAUCAUUUAACAUGGAAUUUAUCAUAAGGGGUAUGUGAAUUUUGUGUAGAGGGAAAGGCAGUUUCAACCAGUUAUAGGCUAUGUCCAAAAUUGUAGACUGAAGAUUGAGAUGUACAGUACUUGUUCUCGAACAAUCCCAUGUGAUGGUGCUUCGAUUAAGUGCUGCGUUGUUUGCAGCGCUUGUUUGAGGGGGACUGUCUUUAAUGUUUAUGUCACAUCCGGUGCUUAAUCGAGGGCCGCGCGUAAACGGAGACGGCGCUUAAACGAGUAAAUACAGUAAUCCAUUGAAACUAACUAGUGAUUGUUGAGAAAAAUGUUGAGUUUUACCUAAUGAACAUAUUUACUCUUAUACUGCUAAAAAAGUUGAACACUCAUGUUUUAAUUAUUUAAUUAAAGCAAAUUUCGUCUUUCAAAAUUGCUGUAAUAUAUGGUGCAGACAAUAAUUCAAAGCAUUUUUAUACUGCACUUCAAUAUAAAUCAGGCGUCUUUUCCAGAAAAAAGAACUUGCAUACAUUGAAUAUUCUAUAUGCAUGCCUACUUAGUUACCUAGUUACGUUUAUGUCAUCGUGCAGUAUACGCGUUGAACGCUAUAUAUAGGUCUGAUAUCUGAAAGCUCUUUAAUUUAAUAAAAAUAAUUCGGUCAGAGAACGUCUCAAUCUCAAUGAAUCUGUCAAAGAGGUUUACAUCGCACA
Paramuricea clavata is the source of this 5891-nucleotide messenger RNA. The record is from the annotation of a GenBank genome assembly. NCBI's taxonomy places the organism in Eukaryota, Metazoa, Cnidaria, Anthozoa, Malacalcyonacea, Plexauridae.